Messenger RNA from Xiphophorus maculatus (southern platyfish), 7069 nucleotides. It is a transcript of the gene pde3a, whose product is annotated as phosphodiesterase 3A. The record is from RefSeq and is a predicted model, not a curated record. Gene Ontology annotation, molecular function: 3',5'-cyclic-AMP phosphodiesterase activity. Gene Ontology annotation, biological process: oocyte maturation; positive regulation of oocyte development. NCBI's taxonomy places the organism in Eukaryota, Metazoa, Chordata, Actinopteri, Cyprinodontiformes, Poeciliidae. Gene Ontology annotation, cellular component: cytosol. The transcript is spliced from 14 exons. Bases 26 to 3127 code for a protein of 1033 amino acids.
CAUACUUCAUAUCGGGCCAUGAGUGAUGGCGAUGUCUGCAGAGGCUUGCAGUACCACCGGUACGCAGAGCAACACUCGUAAGAAAGGCUUCGGCGCACCGGAUCGCAAUGGGUAUGUGAAAACACGCGUCACCCCGCGGUGCAGAGACCCGGACUGUGAAGCGUGGCUCAGGCUGAUGUUUAACAAACUCUGGAGUUCCCAGAGGGUCCGGAGGGCUGCGUGCGUUGGCUCGCUCUCCGUCUUCCUCGCCGCUCUGGUCAAAUGCGCAGGCUGGACAGCUGAGGCCAGCAGCAGCAGCAGCAGCGCUGACAACACACUCUCGCCCUCACCGUCCCCCCUCCACUUUGUUUCAGACUGCGCAGCCGAGCUGUUGCAAACUUGCUGGAGUGCGCUGUCGUUGCUGUUUGCGCUCGUAUGUGCCUUCUUAUGGGUCGGCGUGUACUUGAUCCACUGCGGGGUGCUGAUCGAGACCCUCCUCUCCCUCCUGACCUUGUGUCACCUGGGCGAAGUGGCGGCGUGGGCUCUACUGGACGGGACAGAUGAGCAGCUGUUCUUGUCCGCCACAGCGGCCGGGGUUGUGCUCCUUUGCGCGGUCGCGGGAGUACUCAUGGUAGUUCGGUUGAACCAGGGCACAUCGGUGAUCGUUCUCAUCAGCGUGGCCAGGACUAUCUCGCUCCUCUCGCUGCACAAAGUGCGAGCCGCCUGGAGACCGUACGUGGCGUACCUGGUCGGAGUGCUGGGCAUCCUGCUGGCGAGGUAUGCUGACAGGCUCCUGCCUAAACAAGGGACACACAAGGAGGGCUGCAACCCCGUGACUGGAGCCAGGGAAGAGAUUCCUGUAUUUAAAAGGCGCAGGAGGUCCAGUUCAGUUAUAGCCUCAGACAUGGCACACAGUCAGUCCAACAGUAAGACACACCGACGGACCUCUCUGCCAUGCAUCCAGAGGGACCAGAUGCUUUCCCGUUCAGAAUGGGACCACAAGAGAGGCUCCCGAGGAUCACAGUCCUCCGGCACGACUGUGAUGGUGGACAUAGCGGUGAUGGGAGAGGCCCACGGACUGAUCACAGACCUCCUGGCCGACCCCUCUCUGCCGUCCCACACCUGCACGUCGCUGCGAGCCGUCAGCAGCCUCCUAACCACCCAGCUCACCUUCCAGCCGCUUCACCGGCCGCGCCCCGCCCCCCUGCUCAUCCCCUGCGAUGCCUACACCUGUUCUGACUCAGAAGAGGGACCCGAGAAAGGGGAGAAGACGUCGAUACACAAGCGUCUCAGGCGGAGUCUCCACCCUGGCCUUCUGAGGAGGAUUUCUUCCACAUGGACGACCACCACCUCAGCCACAGGACUGCCCACCAUCGAGCCUGGGCCUGUUCGAAGGGACCGCAGCUCCAGCAUCAAACCGUACCAUGAAUCACUCACAUGCAGUUGUGGGAGACCGUACAUCAGGCUGACCCACGGAGAGGGCUCUAUAGAUAAGGGAGACAGGACACCACGAACAGAGGACCCUGUAGUUGUGUCAUCAGACUACGACAGCACCCACGAAGCCAACCACAGUGACAGCAGUGAUGUAGCACAAACAGAGGACACAGAAAAGGGGAAAAACCCCUCCCAGAAUGUCAUCCUCCAUGCACUAAUACCUCCUGAAGACAAACCCAUUCUGGCACAAGAGCCAUUACUAAUGGAAGACCUGGAGCCUUUAAUGAGUCAAUUAAAUAAUUGGAACUUUCCUAUUUUCACUCUAAUGGAGAAGACAAAUGGAAAAUGUGGGAGGAUCCUUAGUCAGGUGUCUUACAGGCUCUUUGAGGACACUGGCCUGUUCGAGACCUUUAAGAUCCCCGUUAAAGAGUUCAUGAACUACUUCCAUGCUCUCGAGAGCGGCUACAGAGACAUACCAUAUCACAACAGGAUCCACGCCACAGAUGUGCUUCAUGCGGUCUGGUACCUCACCACGCAGCCUGUGCCUGGUCUACCCAGCCUCAUUAAUGAUCACAGCUCAGCCAGUGACUCAGACUCUGACAGUGGGAUAACACACAGUCACAUGGGCUUCCUGGUUUCAAAGACCUACACUGUGUCAGAAGAUGGAUAUGGCUGUCUGUCUGGCCUCAUACCCGCUCUGGAGCUGAUGGCACUUUACGUAGCUGCUGCAAUGCAUGACUACGAUCAUCCUGGGAGAACAAAUGCUUUCCUCGUGGCCACCAGCGCCCCUCAGGCAGUGCUCUACAACGAUCGCUCGGUCCUGGAAAAUCACCACGCCGCCUCUGCCUGGAACCUCUUCAUGUCACACCCAGACUACAACUUCCUGGUCAACCUGGACCACGUGGAGUUCAAACGCUUCAGGUUCCUGGUCAUCGAGGCCAUCCUGGCAACGGACCUCAAGAAGCACUUUGACUUCCUGGCUGAGUUCAAUGCCAAGGUGGGCGAUGAUCCGUCAACAGGUGUUGACUGGUCUAAUGAGAAUGACAGGUUACUGGUGUGCCAGAUGUGCAUUAAGCUGGCAGACAUCAACGGGCCUUUAAAGUGCAAGGAUCUACAUCUGCAGUGGACCGAGGGCAUUGUCAACGAGUUCUAUGAACAGGGCGAUGAGGAGUCCAGCCUGGGGCUUCCUGUCAGCCCCUUCAUGGAUCGAGCAGCACCGCAGCUGGCCAAGCUUCAGGAAUCGUUCAUCACGCACAUCGUCGGACCGCUCUGUAACUCCUACGACUCGGCUGGCCUCAUACCUGGACGGUGGGUGGAGCCAGAGCCUGAGGAGGAGGAGCCAGAGAUCGCUGAAAGCGAGGAGCCAGAUGAAGACGGAUCCACUUGCUCUGACGCAUCGCAAAAAGCAGCUCCCAAGAAAAGGAGGAAAGUAUUUUGCCAGAUCACACAGCACCUGCUGGAAAAUCACAAGAUGUGGAAGAAAGUGAUAGAAGAGGAAUCCCAGAAUGAGGAGCAAGGAACAGAGUCCGCCCAUUUCAACAAAGUCGCUGAGCCGAUUCUGGCUAUUGAUGAAGAAGAGGAGGAGUCGGGCAGCAGGGAAGAGCAAGUGGAAGGAGAGCAUUGUGAGGAGGAGACAGAGAAAGCAGAGUGGCACGUCUCUGACAGGGACGACUCUCAGACUCCAGAGGAGGGAGGGGACAGCGAACCACAGUGAAACCUCUAAACUCCAGACACCCUCAGAUAGAGACUCAGCAUCAGUCAGGAUAAGGAUGUAAAGAAAUGUUCCUUUUGACCUUAUCCUACUGACUCCUGUUUCUGCCAGCACAUUACUUAGACACAACACUGUAGAUGUUUGGGAAACGCGUGCCUACAGAGAAGAGAAAACAAAACAAACAAACAGGGUGGGAAAUUUUGUGCUUUACAUAUUUAAUCUGAAUAUGUGGUUUUACCAAACAUUUAUAUGGGUUUUUCUUUUCCCACAUUGCAAUAAUACAUUAUUCAUGGACUUUGAGAUACAGACUAUUUUCCUACUGUCAGGAGUUGAAGACAAGCAGUUGCAUAGGUUUUAACAAAGUGUGGUAACACAGGACUGCAGAAAUUUGCUGCCAAUUUAUGCAGAAUUAUUUCCCGAAUGUGAUUAUAUAUAAACGUCACCAUCACAUGCUUGUGUUUUGAUUGUAGCUCAACUUUUUUGGUUUAAACUGUGCUAGCUUAUGUUAUUUUAUUUUAUUUUUUUAUCCACACAUGGAUUGUAAAAGGACUGAUUUACACAAUAAUCUUCUUCCUUUCAACUCUUGACAGAAAUAAUCCCUCACUUGUGGGUUUUAGCACCCAAAGUCAAAUAUCUAUAAAUAUUAUGUUUGAUGUUUAUUGCCAAAUGAGGUACUUAAUGCCGUCAUGUAGAGAUACGUCUCAGAAACGCAGAGACAGCUCUGAAAUGUCUCUUUGCGUUGGCAUUUGUGUGUUCCUCAGUUUUUACUCUAAUGUACACAUUUGUUCUCCAGAAUGCAGAGGGGGGAAAAAAGUCAGAUUAUUCCAUUUUUAAACUACAGUAAACCUGAUGUCAAAGACACAACUGUUUUACAGCAUUGCCUGUCAAGAGUAUUCAUACGCCUUUAACUGUUUCCUACCACGAUGAAAAACUCGCUUUGGUGAGACCAAAGUUAAACUUGAAUUAAACAUGCAAAACACUAUUUGUGAGAGGAAAAAGUAAAGCUGCAAUGCCAGCCUGAAUCCCAUCCACAUAGUGCAACAAAUAAUGGUGGCAGCAUCAUGCUGUGAGCCAUUUUAGUCCUCCAUUAGUUAAGGAAGUCAUGAAAAGAUGAAUAGAAAAACAGUAUUCUUGGGAAUGGGACUAAACUGUUACAAUCUAGCCAGAGCCAAACUAAAAUGGUUUAAGUCAAACACAUCCGAGCCAAAAAUCCGAAGAGAAUAUCUGACAAGACUCAAACAUUGCUGUUCAUAGAUGUUCUUUAACCUAUCUGAUGGAGAAAGAGGAAUUGGAAAAGGAGAUUCUACAAAACAUGGACUGGAAUUCAAUACAGGUUAAAAGCACAUUUUUCUCAUUUUUAAUUACGCAAAAAAAAAGAAAAUUCAGUGAAAUUUGUGACCAUAAUUAAUAGAUUAAAUCUUAACCAUAGAAAAGAAAUGCUGUACAUUUCAACACGUUGCUGAAAACAAGACAGUAAUUGUAUGACAAUAAAAACAUUUUUUACACAGAAUUUUUUUUUUCUGUAGAAAAUUUUUUAUAUAUUUUUUUGUUGUUUUUAAUUUUAGAGAAAAAAAUGACAGGAUAACAAUCUCUUAAUUAAGUGAGCUGUCACAAACAAGAUCUAAAUUCAGUCACAUUGUUGCCAGAUAUUAAUAAUCCUUGGGAGAUUUUUCACCAAAGCUGUUCCAGAUCUUGUCCAGAGCCAGAACCAGUUUCAGUUCUGAUUUUCCACAGCCAGAGAAACAGCUUUGUUCUGCUUUGCUAUGCCACAAAAAGUCUGUAGAGGACCACAGUGCAGUGAGUAACUUAAACUAUGUUAGUCACAUAAUAUAUCUCUGUACCCCUGCAAUUAAAUCCCCAAUGUCCCUAACCUAAGAGAUAAACAUUGUUUUAACCAAGUCAUGUACUGUAGUUGUGAACUUUGGCUCUCUGAUCUACAGUUGUGAAUUACACACUGCCUUUAAAAGAGAACUCAUCAAAAAUUACCUUUUGUAAGUCACACACAACAUAGAUCAGCAAAUUGUGAAACCGUGUUUGCCAGUGCAAAUAGCGAUGGUGAACAAAACGCAAGCAUUGUAUUGACUCACAUGUGACUCCAUGAUGCGCGAUAGCAAAACUAAAAGCUGAAAGAUGACUCAAGAUGUUCAAAUGCUUGUUCAGUCUUAGAUUCAUGUCAAAGUUUAGAUCUGAAACCUGAAGUAAGUUUGGAGUUUUUACUUGGCCCAAUUAAGUGUAAGUCCAAGUGUCACUUAUCUUAGACAGCACCAGAGUUUUGGAGCCGGAAACAGAAAGAGUUGGUGCUGAGUGAGCACCAGAACCGCUGUGGUGGAAAACAAGCUAAAGCUAAAGUUUAUAUUAAAAUGUUACUGAGUCAUUCUUCUGAACUGGUGUUCAGAAAUGGCUCAGCAUUUUUGGGAAGUCAUCUAGUGACCAAACUUGAACAGGAGAACACAAAAUUCUUAAAUUCUUAAUUUAAAACUUAAAGACCAAUACAAGGACUGAACCAACUAAAUUACACGUUGAAGGUUUUAUGGGAGUUGUUUGUCAUUUUUUAUUUGAUUAGAGAUGUUUACACUCUUUGAAUGGGAGUUCUUUGAAGUCUGUCAGAUUUCACUUACAGGUACUUUUAGCUUCAUCCGUCUUUUAGAUUAAUUAUGUAAUCGGACUCAAGGUGCUGAGUUUUUUGUUUUUUUUAAAGUAAAUCUUACUGACACUGGUUGUUACCCUCAGGAAAACUACAUCUGUAUCACAUUUAAAGACAAACACAAACACGUCUUUGAAAGGCAAAGAACAACUAAAGACACUUACCGUGUCUUUGUGCAGUGAAUCUGUUUGAUUCUCCUGGCACCUCAGGGACUCGUUCAUUCUCCUACAGUUCACAGCAGACAGCAUGCUGACAACACAGGCUGGUCAGAGCUUCACAGCAAACAUACGCAACAAAGUUUUAAUUGUACUUAAAGUUAAUAAAAAUCUGCUGUGGCGUCUUAUUCAGAAGAGAGCUCAGACAAAGCACAUUUUGUGUGACUAAAGCCAAGAAAUCUCAUACAGUCCAUGCAGUCUCUUAAAAUAGGCCUGAAACUUCAUUAGAAACCGUUCUACCUUGUGUAGAGAUGCUUGGACAACGUGGUUAUCUCACUUUUAGUUUUAGCACCACCAAUGUAGUGAAUUGUUUUCAUUGUCUAAGCUCACCUGGUUCUGUUGCGCAAACCCCCCAAUAAAUGUCAGGUAUUUGUCAGCUAUUUGCAUAACCUUAAAAAUUUGGUAUAAAACAUGGUUUAGUUGUAGUGAUAAUCAUGGAUGCUUCUCUUGCCUCUGUUAGGAUGCAUGUGUAUUGGGAGAAAUGGUUUCCCACCAGCAGUUGUCAGGGGAUACGAUUAUUGAAGUGAAGUGCUGUUAAAAGGCUAUAAUCAGUUAAUAUCACUUUUGGCAUAAAUCCAUUAAUGUGCUCUAAAAAUUUUUUAUAUAAAUAUUUAAAGUCAUUUAAAGACAAUGGAAACCUGUUAACAUCCGUUAAUCUGGAUUUAUAACGAAUGAUUACAUCUUUAGAGUUUUCUAAUACAGAUAACACUUUACCCUUUUAACAGAACCUCAUGUAAAAGAAAUCCUCAGCUAUCCUUUUGAGGAAAUUUUAAAAAACAAUACAUUCAUAAAUUUUAGUUUUGCUCCUGGAAUACAAGUUUUGAAAACAUUUCCCUCAAUUUAUUAUUAUUAUUAUUAUUAUUUUUUACAAAGAAGGAGCCACAACAAGCCUCCUUAAUGAAAGAAAAACAAGUAUUUAGGGAUCAAAAUUGUGGAAGACCUGUAGCUGUAAUCUGGGUGCAAAACAUAAUUUAAAGUUGAAUGGAACAACAUUUGGUAACACUUCAUUUGAAGGGGUUUGCAUAAGACUGACAUGACACCAUCAUAAAUAUGACAUGUUCAUAACAGACACCUGUUAUGAACAUG